This is a messenger RNA of Micropterus salmoides (largemouth bass), 3589 nucleotides long. RefSeq names its product syntrophin, basic 1 (gene sntb1). Gene Ontology annotation, cellular component: synapse; dystrophin-associated glycoprotein complex; intracellular anatomical structure. Gene Ontology annotation, molecular function: structural molecule activity; protein binding. NCBI's taxonomy places the organism in Eukaryota, Metazoa, Chordata, Actinopteri, Centrarchiformes, Centrarchidae. The record is from RefSeq and is a predicted model, not a curated record.
GGCUGGUUGGUCGGGACGCUAGACAAGUCCCGCAGAAAACUUCAGAGGGGCAAAGUCCAGACUGAGUGUGUGGGAGACACGAGUGGAAGUUAAUGCGCGAGAGCGCGCUAGGAACAAAAUCACAUGUCAUUUUAAAGAAAUGCUCCAAAGAUGGCGGUGGUAAUAGCGACGGCAGUUUCAGGUGCCCCCGGAGUGCAUAAAAGUGGAUUUGCGGAGGUUUUGGUGCGGGAGCGGUGGCACAAAGUUUUGGUCAAGGUGAACGAGGAAGCGCUCACGUUAAGCUGCGAGGAGAGCAGCGGUAACGACAACGCGAACGACAAUGUCAACUCCAACGGCGUUACCAACGGAUCUUACCUUGAUAACAAUAACACCAACUCCAACAACGGCCAAACUGUGCGCACCGCGUUCACGGACCUCCCGGAGCGAGUGCCCGAGGCGAUCGCCAACAGAAAGCGGUGCGUUAAGGUGACCAAGCAAGAGGUCGGAGGACUUGGGAUCAGCAUCAAAGGGGGGAAGGAGAAUAAAAUGCCCAUCCUCAUCAGUAAGAUAUUCAAGGGGCUCGCAGCGGACCAGACCCAGGCUCUGUACGUCGGGGACGCCAUCCUGUCCGUGAACAGCAUGAACCUGCGGGACGCGACCCACGACGAGGCUGUGCAGGCGCUGAAGCGGGCCGGGAAAGAGGUGACACUGGAAGUGAAGUACAUGCGUGAGGCCACACCAUACGUCAAAAAGGGGUCCCCUGUGUCCGAGAUUGGCUGGGAAACCCCCCCUCCUGAGUCUCCCCGUCUCGGGAGCCCUCCUAUCACCUCCUCCUCCUCAUCUGACCCUCCGAGCCGCUACCAGCCCUCCCUGUCUCUGCAGGGCGACAGGAGAUGCAUACCACUCAAGAUGUGUUAUGUAACCCGAGCCAUGACCACACCAGACCCUGACAACAGACAACUGGAGCUGCACUCCCCUGACGCCAGGCACACCGUGGUGCUGCGGUGCCCAGACCAGCCAUCUGCCCUGUCCUGGUUCUCUGCCAUGCACUCUGUUACAUCCUCGCUGGCACAGCGGGCACUGGCAGAGGUCAUCCAGAACACAGCCAGGACAGGGGUUGCUGGCAGUAAAGAGAUACGACACCUGGGAUGGCUGGCAGGGAAGACAGAGAGUGAGAAGCAGUGCUGGAAACCGGUGCUGGUGGUGGUGACAGAGAAAGACCUGCUGCUAUAUGACAGUCUUCCACGAGGCAAGGAGGCCUGGCAGAGCCCUGCACACACUUAUCCACUUUUAGCAACACGUCUGGUCCACUCGGGCCCUGACCGGGGCUCGCCUCACUCUGGCACGGAGCUGUUCUUUGCCACUCGGACCGGCACACGACUCGGCAUCGAGACUCACCUGUUUCGGGCUGAGACCACCAAGGAACUGUCCCUGUGGACCAGGCAUAUAGUCAACGGAUGUCACGCCUCGGCUGAGAUGAUCAAAGAAGUCACUACAAGUUGUCUAUACCGGGGUCAGGAGUGCCGGCUGGUGAUUCACUACGAACAUGGCUUCUCUGUGCUGGCUGACCCCAAAGUGGGAGACGGGGAGAAUGGGGACAAGAGGGGAGCUCACACACCUAGCAGGCCCCGGGUGCUCCUCUCCUACCCAUACGAAAAGCUAAAGAUGUCCUCAGAUGAUGGCGUUCGAAUGCUCUUCCUUGACUUUGGAGGGAAGGAGGGGGAGAUUCAAUUGGACCUCCAUUCAUGUCCAAAGACGAUUGUUUUCAUCCUCCACUCCUUCCUCUCUGCUAAGAUUGCCCGCCUGGGUCUGGUGGCCUGACCUCUCUAAAGGGACAUUUCAUCUCCUUUGAAAUCCACCUUGUUUCUUCACCUCUCUGCAGCAUGCUUGCAGUACACCACAUCCAACUCCUUCAGUCGGGGACCCAAGCUGAGUGAAUGUAGCCUAUCACUAAAAAUGUAUGUUCUUUGGGUCUCCAAUUGCAAGUUAAAGAAACACUGGAGAAACCGAUCCAGAUUGGUUUUGCUUUUAGUGAAAUGCACAGACCAGCCUUUUAAGGGCUGCAUGGACUGAAGUGUUGGCUGAAGAACCACAGAAGAAAACGUGGAAUGGACUAGAAGCAGAAGGAUGAUGUAUACAGACGGAGGGACACAUUUAAAGUAGCAGAUUGGGCAUUACUGUCACGUCCAGGAUGGGAAGGACUGGACAUGUGCAGAGCGGUUGAGAUUAAUUCACUUUUAAUUCAAUCAAAAUGUAAUGGCAAACUGCCUUCCAUUUACCAAUUAUAUAAUUUAUUCACCAUUAGCUCUGAAAGGACAUUCUGAAUUUCACUCUGUCAUUUUUCUUCACCAAUCACUUGACACACUGUGGAAAAACUUUAUGCAUUUGUCUUUGUUAGUGUUCCCUGAAAUGUCUUGUUAGCGGUGUCAGCAUUCAUCAUUGAAACUGGGGGGCACAAUCUCCCACAAUGUGACAGCUGACUCAAAUUCAAAAUGUCACAGUAUUCUUUUAACAGGUUGCAUAUGGUGACCAUCUGGUGGUCAGAGUAUUUCAGUGUUUGACACGUCAUUUGAAGUCAUUUCUUCAAAUGAACAAAAACAACAAUUAACAUUAAUUAUAAUUUACUCUAGCAUUCAGAUUUUUUUCCACAUUUAAAAUCCAUGUUCUGUUCAUGAACUUGUGAAAAACAUGAGUAUAAUAGUUUGCUAUGGCAUUUUGUUCAGGACACUGGGAAUCCAGGUGGCAUUUACUGUUAUGUGUCUGAUAGAAGCAUCUUCACAAUUUCCGCAGAAAUACUAGUAUUACAUAUGUAUGGAAGUUUAUGAUAAAGAUAAAGAUGCAUAUGAUUAAUUUAUCCCUAAUAGCACAGACCCCCAGUCAGAAUAAGCUGGUAAACACGUUUUGAGCUGAUCAUUUAAAGCAAUAGUUUGAUAUUUUCUGGAAAUACACUUUCUCACUGUCUGAGGCUGCAGCCAGUAGCCAGUUAGCUUAGCUUUGCUUAAUGAUAACAGAGGGAAACAAAUGUUUACGUAUGUAAACACGGUUUUGUGAAUGAAAGUGAAACUGUAACCAUUCAUUGUCACUCGGCGGUGAAGGUUUGUCCCAUGGAUCCCUUCCCAGUCGAUAGAAAGGGGGAGAGUGUGUAGGUGUGCGACGUUCAUAUAGUGGGCAGUGGGUGAUGUCGCACCCACAGGUGUUUUGAUAUAAUGCGCCUGAUCCGAGGGUUACAGUCACGUGGUUACAGGUUCACUGAAUGAAAUAAAACAGCUAGGUCGGGUAUGCCAAAAGGUAACAAAAUCCACCUACUAGCACCUCUAAAGCUCACUAACUAACUCAUCAUAUCCAGGGCUUAACAUUAACGUUUUUGCUCACUAGCCAAUGUGGCUAGCGGUUUUCCAAAGACACUAGCCACACACUAUCGUCACAAGCCACAUUUUUGUUGUUGGGAAAUUACCUUUUAUAUGAUUAAAGUUGACUAUGGUGUGCUAAAUUUUACAAAUAUCAUUAGCUCUGAUAAGGUUGUGCUCUUUUUUUGAAAACAUGUAGUCUAUUAAGAUAAACACAUUAAAAGAGUAGCUUUUUAUUGUAUAUAAUAAAAGUGCUGCACGGG